AACACGUGGUUAACGCGCUGUAGGAGCAGCAGGGAGCUGGACAGGCCGUCAGCUGCAGUAGAUACAGCAGAGCGGACCGCAAAAUGGCGCUUUCCGCCCUCACCAGCUAGAAACAGCUGAACAUAGCCGCUGAUUAUCAGAGAUAGAGGGGUCUCAGUCUAUCAUACGGUUAAAGAAACACAGAAUGAGCUCGAUUAAGGGAUUUUCCAGCGCUGUUCUGUUGCUGGUGGUGGUGGUGGAGGGGACGCCCUGCUGUCAGCGUGUGUAACUGCAGUUCAGCGCUGCUGCUCGGAUCACUGAUUCUCAGCUCCAAAUGGAAGAUGUUCUCCUCCGCUCAGAAGAUGAGCUGAAGAUGAUAGGGGUCCUCUGAUGCUUCGCAGUUAGAGAUCAGCGCUUGUUUCAUUUAUUCUUAGUCGAGAUGUUUCCGUCGUGCUAUUCUAAGCCGAAGAACGGCUCCCAGUUUAAGAUGUCCUACACCAAAGUGAUAUUUGGGGUGUUGGUCGUCUAUGUGCUCCAUACGUGCUGGGCCAUCUAUGGCUUUGUGCACACCAAACCGUGCGACCCUAAAAAAGGAGAUGACUGCGUUACAUCUUAUCUCAGCGCUAAACCCAGACUCCAGCUCAGCAUGUACUCGAGUCUGGACCCCAGUGACGAGGCUGGACAUAAACUGCUGCUCAGAGUGGACAAAUUUGAAAUUCAUUCCAAGCUUGAAAGGACAGUAAGCGUUUCAUUGCCUGAACUGACCCAUAAGAAUGGCAGCCUCCAUGCUGUGGUGUUUGUACACAAGAGUGGAGUAUCACCGUGGAAGGACAGCAGACACGUGCGUCUCGUUGCUCGUCUCACCGCUGAAAUGCUUCCUCCCUCAUCUGCAGCCACCCCUGCCUCCACCAGAGACUCUCAGAAGAGAACAGAAGACCAAAGACUUGUGACGUACUGGAAAUCUCGAAUUUCUCUAAACAUGAUGACAGAGGACUUCACUUUUAAUAACGCAGCAGUGCCCAGUGACCUGCGCAGAUACAUCAAAAUAGUUGAAGACGGAAAGAAGGAGAAAAAGAAAAUUUAUCUGCCACUUUUACUGGUUGAUGAAAUGAGAAGCAGGAUAAAGGACUUAAUUGAGAUAAAUAGCACUACAAAAGCAGUUCCAUUCACCAUAUCGUACGACACAAUCACUCUGCGGAAAUUUAGAAUAUGGAUCCACGUUCAAGCUGUGAUAUAUUCACUCAAACAUUUUGGAUUUUCUGAGCAAAACCUUGAUGAAAUUAAAGCCAUGUUUGUUGAGACAGGCCUUCAUAUCUUGGCUUUGUACAUCCUGGUGCCUGCGUUCCAUCUCUCCUUUGAAGUGUUUGCUUUUAAAAACGAUGUGAGCUUCUGGCGAGGGAAGAAGAGUUUAGCUGGUAUUUCCAGGCGAUCAGUGAUCUGGAGAUGCUUCAGCACUGUUGUGAUAUUCCUCCAUCUGCUGGAAGAACAAACCAGCUGGCUCACCCUCAUCCCCAUGGGCAUCGCUGCUUUAAUCGAGCUUUGGAAAGUCAGCAGAGUCUUCGCAAUCCAGCCCAGAUUUAAAGAGGAGAGGGUAGAUGACCUCGAGCACGCAACAGAAGAGCACGAUUCCAAGGCAAUGAAGUUUUUGUCUUAUUUGCUGUAUCCACUGUGUAUCAGUGGGGCCAUAUACUCCUUCCUUUAUCUCAAAAAUAAAAGUUGGUACUUUUGGAUCAUCAAUGGUCUUGUCAGUGGAGUUUAUGCGUUUGGAUUCCUGUCUAUGGUUCCUCAGUUAUAUGUUAACUAUAAGCUAAAAUCAGCCGCCCACUUCCCGAUGUCAGUAUUACUCUACAAAGGGUUAAACACGUUUAUAAGCGAUGUAUUCAGUGGAAUUAUAUCUACUCCCGGCCCCCAUCAGCUGGCUUGUUUCCGAGAUGAUGUGGUCUUCCUUAUUUACCUCUACCAGCGCAGGAUUUACCCUUUAAACAAAUCCCGAUGUCGAGAGUACGGAGCGUCUCACAGGAAGAGAUGUAAAGGAAAAGCACACGAGGACUGACCAAGGGCACGCAUCACAUGACGAAUAAGACGAGCUGGAGCUGCAUGCAUGCUAUAGCAAGGAGCCGAUCACAUAUACACACACCCACAACCGGAGUGUGAACAGGGAAGAUGAUUAAACAUCUGCCACAACUGCUCCUCUCUCUCUCUCCCUCUACAAAAGACUGCUGAGCCUGAGUCUGUCUACAGUCCGUUAAGAGUAUUUACUGCAUUCUACAGCUUGGAUGACCACAGCUGCUCAAACCUUACUGCAGCUCUACUGCAUGAAAGUAUUCUUCUCUACUUUACAAAACUGGAGUUCAGUCUUACUUUAACCUUUUUCAGCCUGCAGGACAUUCUACACAUCAACAGGAAUUCAACCUAAUUUGUUAAUAUCUACAUUUAAAUAGGUUUCAUUUUACUAUGAUUCAUUUAACUUGCCUGCUACCGUAUGCAAAGACUGAUAUAUGAUAUUCACUACACUGAUGACGAGACCUACUGAAUUAAAAUCACGGUACAAGAUUAGUAACCUGACUACAUUCAGCUCCAAGGCCAACUUCAGCUCAAUAUUUCUGUUUAUUUACUGUCUACAGCAGAAUCCUAAUGCUAUUUGUUCUGGUUUAUACAGCAGAAUAGAAACUGAAUUGCAAUAGGUUUAUAGUUUACAGCUCUAUAAACAGAUGCUGCCUUUGUCUGCAGCUUCCACCCAGUGCCCAGCCAGAGACAGCUUCGUCACUGAGGUUCAUGACAAUGUUUGUUCUGUACAGUACUUGGGUUUAAAAAAAAAAAAAAAAAAAAAAAAAGAGAGAGAGAAAAAAGAAUGAACUGUACUGUGUCUUUUUCUAUACGGCAAGACAUGCUUCAGUACCAUACUUGAAUAAUAUUUUAAAUAAGCUUAAAUGUCCAAAAUGGGAACUCUCCAGGUCAACACUAAAGGUGUGCUUAUUUUUAAUGUCAAGUUCACACAAUGUAAAGAGAAGCCAGUUUAUGUCAAGUAUUAGAAAAUUCUCUUGUGUUUCAUGACUUUUGCCAUGUCCCACUGAAGCUAAGGAACAUUGCUCUGACCUGUGAGACCUGCCUAUAAUUUUCUAAGAGGGUGUCUGAGAACACAUUUGUGAUCGUUCCGGCCGUGAAUAAAAUCACAGAGGACCCAGGACCCCAGGACUCCCUGAGAAACUAAUCCCGUCCGGAUCGGGGUUAAGAUGUAUUCUCGGUACACAUUGGACACUGGGGGAAUGUUAAAUGAUGGUGGAAUUUAAAACGCGUCUCUUUGCCAUUAGAAGGCUGGUCAGUGUUUAGCCUCACAAGAUAACACCUCAACUUAUACAGGUGUGGACAUUCCCAAGCUGGCCCAUGAGGAAACAUUUCAUUAUUAGUUUACAUUGUAAGAUAUUUGGCAUUUCAGUUAAAAUAUUUAUUUAUUUAUUGUUUAUUUAUUUAUUUAUUUUGGACUGUGGAUCAAACUGCAGUUUCCUUUCAUUAUCAGAAAUUAAUUUAAAUGGAAACUUAAUGAAUUGACUUGAGUUGAAUGUUUCACUUUCUCUGUAAUCAGAUAUUAUUCUAAAAUAAAACAGCAAAACUUGA
Astyanax mexicanus (Mexican tetra) is the source of this 3594-nucleotide messenger RNA. Its product is annotated as cleft lip and palate transmembrane protein 1-like protein. The record is from RefSeq and is a predicted model, not a curated record. Bases 419 to 2032 code for a protein of 537 amino acids. NCBI's taxonomy places the organism in Eukaryota, Metazoa, Chordata, Actinopteri, Characiformes, Acestrorhamphidae. The transcript is spliced from 17 exons. Gene Ontology annotation, cellular component: endomembrane system; membrane.